AUGAAGUUUGUUCCAUUACUCGCAGUGAUUUGCCUGUCAUUUUUUCUCAUACCAGAAUGCCAAUCGAAAUCCGUAGAAAGUCAAUUUGAUGCGUAUUUUGCCAAUUCCCGAUAUGCGAGGGCUGCUAAUGGAAAGGAAAAGAAAGAAAAAAAAUUUGACCCCAAGGAACUUGAUAAGCCCCUUCUUGACGAAAACUCAAUUGAAGAGGAGUAUGCUGAAAGAAUGUUGGUGUUUUUGGACGGCAAGAAAACAAAGCCAAAGAAUAUGAAUUUGAAGCAGAAGAAGAAAUCAAUGGAGGCUGACCAAAUGGACAGGCAUCCCCGGGGACCAGCCAACGAACCGAGAGUACCGACCAAACGAAAGAAGAGAGUGUUUGUAUCCGAAGAAAACGUCAAAUGGCCGAAUAGGAUUAUCCCAUACACCAUUUCUUCAUCCACCUAUGCAAGCACCAACGGUAUCAACUCGGUUUGGUCGACGGCCGUUAAUCGGUUUAACGAAGCUGGGUGCGUCAAAUGGGUCCCACACACCUCCGAGACUCACUUUGUCGAAGUUGUAGGAAAUUCGGCUAGGUGUGCAUCCUAUGUUGGAUAUCUUAGAAGGAGCGCCCAAACUCUCUGGCUGUAUGAAUAUGGAUGCGUAUAUGUUGAUACAGCUCUGCAUGAAAUGCUUCACGCCGCCGGUACCAUGCACGAACAGUCCCGGAUACAAGAUCGGGAAAACAUCAUCUCGUUUAACUGGGCUCCAGUCUCAAGCGGGAGCGAGCUGAAUUACGAAGGCUACCCCUUAUACAACGCGAGGGAGUACGACCUUAGCUCUGUCCUACAGUAUGGGUUAACGUAUGGAUCCACAACAUACAUGUAUGUCAAUGACCCAGAUUUGGCCUACUUGACCAGAAUUACGCAGAACGACCUAUCCUUCUAUGAUAAAGCUGAGCUGAACGCCUUUUACCGAUGUGCUGAUGAUUGUACGAACCCUCCCGUUUGUCAGAAUGGUGGUUUUGUGAAGCAGGUUGAUGGUGUAUGUAGCUGUGAGUGUGUGGAUGGGCUUACUGGGUCAGACUGUACACAACUGGACACGAGUAGCGGAUGCGGAGGAACUAUUGACCUGACUUCACCUGGGGCUUCAGACACGAUUAUCAUGAAUGGGUACCAGACGGGUCUGACUUGUACGUGGUUGAUCAAGGGGCCUGUGAAAACCAAGAUCACUGUGUACGUGGACAGUCUUGGACUACCGACCAGUUCCCAAGGCAACUGUUACCAUUACAUCGAAAUCAGGGACUACCUGUCAGGAUCAAAAGGAAAACUAAUCUGUGGCAACUCUGGUGGAGCAAGUUUCACAAAAAAGAACCUAGGUCCAACCAACAUGAUGAUUGUCCGAUUCAACAGCGCUCAAUAUAACACUAUCUCUCCUGGAAGUGGUUUCUCCUUAACCGUGGCUGCUGAACCCUCUGCCUGCAGUAGUUCCCCUUGUAAAUACCCUGCUACCUGCACAGAUGGCGCCACUAUCAAUGAUUACACCUGUGUCUGUACUGCAGGAUACUCCGGAACAAACUGCGAUACAGUCGCUGCUUCUGCAACUGUGAGUGACAGCUUUGAAGACGAUUUUACCACGUUAAUGACACAUGGAACAUCAGAAGUUGAUUUCCAAUGGUCAACAAACAAGUACCAUCGUUUUAACACUAUUGACAAGACAGCAUCUGAUGGGGAUCUUAUGGCUGCACUCCGCAACAAUUUCUUUUCAACGCCAUUUUAUUAUAAUUACGUGGCAAAGAUGGAGACAUCCGUUGUUUUUGAAAGCGCCAACCGAUGUCUUAGGUUUGAUUACGCUAUAGCCGAUAAUAACAUCGGAGGAACUUACACCACUAGACUGACAGUGAGAGUGUACAGUGAUGCGGCUCCCAGUACCAACGAAUUUAUCACCAAUACUGGCAACGAAUGGGUGACCGCCGAAAUAGACCUCCCUGCAGUCAAUAAUAUGAAAGUUGAGUUCGAAGGACGAUUCGGAUACCAAGGCCUGGCUGUUGAUAACAUCCGCAUUUCCCCGCUACUUUGUAACGGUCCAGAUCCCUGUGAUGGUGUUGUUUGUCAGAACGGUGGAGUUUGUGAUGUGAGCGGACAAUGUAACUGUCAGCUAGGAUUCUCUGGGGAGUUCUGCGAAAAUGACGUAUGUUCCGGCAACACCUGCGUCAAUGGCGUCUGUGACCGGACCUCCUCUACAGAGUACACCUGCCAGUGUGACUCUGGUUGGUACGGGUCCAACUGUGACGUGGACCCCUGUUUAAAUACGAACUGCAACCAAGGAAGUUGUGAAGCUUUGUCAGAAACACAAACACAGUGUAAUUGCGACCCUGGAUGGUUUGGAUCAAAUUGUGACGUUGACCCCUGUUUAAAUACGAACUGCAACCAAGGAAGUUGUGAAGCUUUGUCAGAAACACAAACACAGUGUAAUUGCGACCCUGGAUGGUUUGGAUCAAAUUGUGACGUUGACCCUUGUUUAAAUACGAACUGCAACCAAGGAAGUUGUGAAGCUUUGUCAGAAACACAAACACAGUGUAAUUGCGACCCUGGAUGGUUUGGACCAGUUUGUGACGUUGAUCCCUGUGCUGGUGUAAACUGUAACAAUGGCGCCUGUGUGGCACAGUCUGAAACACAAACUCAAUGCAGCUGUAACGACGGCUGGUCUGGAGAUUUUUGUGACUUACAGCUGGUUUCUUAUACAUGCGACUUUGAAACUCCCACUGAAUCUAACUGUUUUCUGGUUGAGAGUUCCAGCGACCAAUUCGACUUUACCCGAAAUACGGGAGGUACCCCAACAGGGAGAACAGGUCCUAGCUCUGCUUUUACAGGAAGUUAUUACAAGUUUGCAGAGGCAACUAAUCGUUCUCCGGGAGAUAUAGCUAGCCUGGAGAGUAAUAUUCCCUUCAACGCUGGAACGUAUUGCCUCAGUCUAAAUAUCCACAUGAGCGGAAGGGACAUUGGUUCUCUGAGAAUUUUAACGAAGGAAGGCUCUGCUCAAGCUGUGACCCAACAGCAAUACACUAAUGCGCAAUCCAACGCUUGGUUCUCUUUCUCAAAAGAACUUAGCCUGACAUCUUCAACAAAGAUUAUCAUUGAGGCCACAAGAGGAGGUAACAAGAACAGGCAGCAGAGAGGAGACAUUGCUGUUGACAAUAUCAAACUGACGUCAUCAUCAUGUCCUCCAGCUUCCGGUUCAGGUGGAACUGGACAGCCAGGUAAAGGAAAUGGAAAGAAAUAGCGAAGAUAAGACAGGAUCAGCAUUCAUGUAGAGUGCACUCAAACCAUUCUUAUUUACGGACAUUAUACUCAGAGGAUGAGAUCACAUAGAUAUAUUGAUGGACCAUUCCCGAUCCCAUCUUUAAUCACCAGCUGUUAAUUGAAAUGCACCGAUAGUUUUUUUUUGAAGGAUUUUCUUUUUAAUUUUUUAACAUUUUUUGCUAUUGAAAAAAAUCUGACAUAUAUAUUUUUAAUCAGUUUGUAGUGAAAAGUAUUCAUUGAGCUGAAUAAAUUAUAUU
Molecule: messenger RNA, 3532 nt
Organism: Magallana angulata
Lineage: Eukaryota; Metazoa; Mollusca; Bivalvia; Ostreida; Ostreidae
Product: neurogenic locus notch homolog protein 2-like
Exons: 29
Coding region: 1-3255 (1084 amino acids)
Biological process (GO): proteolysis
Cellular component (GO): membrane
Molecular function (GO): calcium ion binding; zinc ion binding; metalloendopeptidase activity
Source: RefSeq, a predicted model, not a curated record